Molecule: messenger RNA, 1613 nt
Organism: Tupaia belangeri chinensis (Chinese tree shrew)
Lineage: Eukaryota; Metazoa; Chordata; Mammalia; Scandentia; Tupaiidae
Gene: DERA
Product: deoxyribose-phosphate aldolase
Biological process (GO): carbohydrate catabolic process; deoxyribonucleotide catabolic process
Cellular component (GO): cytoplasm
Molecular function (GO): deoxyribose-phosphate aldolase activity
Source: RefSeq, a predicted model, not a curated record
ACCUUAGUUGGAUCUCCAAAAUACAAGUGAAUCAACCAGCAGUUCUAAGGCACGCAGAACAGAUCCAGGCUCGCAGAUCCGUGAAAAAGGAAUGGCAAGCUGCUUGGCUCCUGAAAGCGGUUACAUUUAUAGAUCUUACUACACUUUCAGGUGAUGAUACAUCUUCCAACAUCCAAAGACUUUGCUAUAAAGCCAAAUAUCCAAUCCGAGAAGAUCUCUUAAAAGCCUUAGAUAUGCAUGAUAAAGGCAUUACUACAGCUGCUGUUUGUGUUUACCCAGCCCGAGUAUGUGAUGCUGUAAAAGCAUUGAAGGCUGCAGGCUGUAAUAUCCCUGUGGCAUCAGUGGCCACUGGUUUUCCAGCUGGACAGACUCAUUUAAAAACACGAUUAGAAGAGAUUAGGUUGGCUGUGGAAGAUGGAGCUACGGAAAUCGAUGUUGUCAUUAACAGGAGCUUGGUGCUGGCAGGCCAGUGGGAAGCCCUGUAUGAUGAGAUUCGUCAGUUUCGCAAGGCCUGUGGGGAGGCUCAUCUCAAAACCAUAUUGGCAACAGGAGAACUGGGAUCUCUUACGAAUGUCUAUAAAGCCAGUAUGAUAGCAAUGAUGGCCGGAUCAGAUUUUAUUAAGACCUCUACUGGAAAGGAAACAGUAAAUGCCACCUUCCCGGUAGCUAUAGUGAUGCUACGGGCCAUUAGAGAUUUCUUCUGGAAAACUGGAAACAAGGUAGGCUUCAAACCCGCAGGAGGUAUCCGUAGCGCAAAGGAUUCCCUUGCUUGGCUGUCUCUUAUUAAGGAGGAGCUGGGGGAUGAGUGGCUGAAGCCAGAACUCUUUCGAAUAGGUGCCAGCACUCUGCUGUCAGACAUUGAGAGGCAGAUUUACCAUCAUGUGACUGGAAGAUAUGCUGCUUAUCAUGAUCUUCCAAUGUCUUAGAUCAGCAACCGGUUACCAAAAAGUUCUUUUCAACAGCAUGUAAAAAUUAUUUUUCUCUAUAAUUGUUACAAUGAUUAAAAUAUAGGGCUUUCAUAUUUUUUCCUCUGAAAAUCGUCAUUGAACUUAAUUCAAAAAAUGAAAGAAAAACAAACUAAUCCACGUGUGGUACUCAUUUCAGCACAUCUGAGAUCGUCUAGUUUCUUGAAGAUCUGCACUAUUAAUUGUGUGAAGGUUUUCUUCUGAAAUCUUGGAGUAAAAUGUUCACAGUAGCUUUGACAACAUCAUAUUCUGUGGAGAAAACAAAAACACGUUAACCUGCCUAAGAAGCACACUCUAGCAAAGGAAAAGGCAGCACCUGUGACCUGCUGCUGUUACAUCUUCAGAAAUCACUGUUUUGGGACUAAUUUCCUGCCAUGAAAAUCCGUCUUUAAUUUUUGCAACAGAUAGGCUCUUUUAUGAAUUGUUUUGCUAAUGAAAUUUCCAGCACCGUUAUAUGAAACUAUGAAUUUCAUUAAAUUCUUUAGGUAAAAAAAGUUCAUAUCGUUGUUUCCUUAAAACAAACAAACAAGCAAAAAACUUCAAGGUCAGGUCCUUGGCUUAGUGUCAAAGGCAGCAGGAUCCCAGGACCAGCAGUUAGCGUAAUGGCUAUGUCGCUGGACUCCCACAUGGUCGACCACGGUUUGAGUC